This is a messenger RNA of Canis lupus familiaris (dog), 4932 nucleotides long. RefSeq names its product ITPR interacting domain containing 2 (gene ITPRID2). The transcript is spliced from 18 exons. Gene Ontology annotation, molecular function: signaling receptor binding. NCBI's taxonomy places the organism in Eukaryota, Metazoa, Chordata, Mammalia, Carnivora, Canidae. The coding region runs from base 25 to 3783 and encodes 1252 amino acids. The record is from RefSeq and is a predicted model, not a curated record.
GGCGGCGGAGCGCGCGGCGCGGCCAUGGACCGGCCUCUGGCGGCGUCGGCGGAGGCGGAGGAGGAACUGGAGUGGCAAGUGGCGAGCCGGCGGAGGAAGGCCUGGGCCAAGUGCCGCGGCUCCUGGCAGGCGUCGGAGACGGAGGACCUGUCGGCGGAGGCGACGACGCAGGAGGAGGACGAGGACGACGACGAGGACCUCCCGGGCGCGCAGCUGCGGGCGGCCGCCGGGAGAGGGAACGUGCCCAACGAGAAGAUCGCGAUAUGGCUCAAGGACUGCCGUACCCCUUUGGGAGCCUCACUGGAUGAGCAAAGCAGUAAUACACUCAAGGGUGUACUUGUGAGAAAUGGAGGCAGUUUUGAAGAUGAUUUGUCAUUGGGAGCUGAAGCCAACCACCUCCAUGAAACGGAUACUCAAAUUGAAAACUGCAAUAAUAUCUUGGCCAAAGAGAGAAGACUGCAGUUUCAUCAGAAAGGGAGAAGUAUGAAUUCCACUGGAUCAGGGAAAAGUAGUGGGACAGUUUCAAGUGUUUCAGAAUUGUUGGAACUUUAUGAGGAAGAUCCUGAAGAAAUCCUUUAUAAUCUUGGAUUUGGACGAGAUGAACCAGAUAUUGCUUCUAAAAUUCCCUCCAGAUUUUUUAACUCAUCAUCAUUUGCUAGAGGGAUAGAUAUUAAAGUAUUUUUGAGUGCUCAGAUGCAACGGAUGGAAGUAGAAAACCCAAAUUAUGCUUUAACAAGCCGUUUUCGUCAAAUUGAAGUGCUUACUACUGUGGCCAAUGCAUUUUCUUCUUUAUAUUCUCAAGUCUCUGGAACUCCCCUCCAGAGAAUCGGAAGUAUGUCCUCAGUGACUUCCAACAAGGAAACAGACUCACCUCCGCCUUUAACCCGAAGUAACACUGCAAACCGUUUAAUGAAAACACUAUCAAAACUAAAUUUAUGCGUUGAUAAAACAGAGAGAGGAGAAGGUAGUUCUCCUUCCUCAGCAAUUGAAAAAGGAAAGAUUCCAAAUGUUUCAGUGAUGGAAGAAAGCGGCAGUAAAAAUGAUCAAAAGUCUCAAAAAAUUGUAAAGAAGAAAGACUCCUCUUCUAUGUUGGCUACAGUUAAAGAAGAAGUAUCAGGGAGUUCAGCAACUGUUAUGGAGAGUGCUGGACUUUGUGAUGAAGCAAAUAGUGAUUUUAACCAAAAAACUGAAAGUGAGCAAAGUAAAGAAACUCAAAAUCAUGAGAUGAAACUGGGUGAGGAAUCUGGUAUUCUAGAAUCUGAUUUAGGUAACGAUUUUAACACUCCUAGUCACAGUGAGCCAGAAAACGGCAAUGUGAUGAAAAGUAUCCAUGUGUCCACACCUGAAAAAGAGCCGUGUGCACCGCUGACAAUCCCAUCCAUAAGAAAUAUAAUGGCGCAGCAGAAGGACUCCUUCGAAAUGGAAGAGGUUCAAAGUACAGAGGGAGAAGCUCCUCACGUUCCAGCGGCAUACCAGCUAGGUCUUACCAAGUCAAAAAGAGAUCACCUGUUACGUACUGCAAGUCAGCACUCUGAUAGCAGUGGUUUUGCUGAAGAUUCGACAGAUUGCCUCUCCCUUAAUCAUCUUCAGGUUCCUGAGUCCUUGCAAGCCAUGGGGAGUAGUGCUGACAGCUGUGACAGCGAGACCACCGUCACAUCUUUUGGUGAAGAGCUUGUCACACCGACAGCACAAGACCAGCCUUAUUUUAAUGAAUCCGAGGAGGAGUCUCUUAGCCCUCUUCCAAAGGGCAGGGACAAGGGCAGGGAGCAGGCGGCACCGGCUGCUGCCAAGAGGUCAGACAGCCAGGAUUCCCCGCGGCGCGAGCCUGCGGCCCAGGCAGGGAGCACGCAGUCCACCUGUGGCGCAGGCGACCACACUUCUGAAGUCACUGAAGCGGGACAGGGUUUGCCUCCGGCACAGCCAGCGGACCUGCCACGGGAAGCCAGUGCCGAAAGCGAUGUGGAUAAAAGCAGUGAAUGUGAAUUUGCCCACUACACCACACACCACAUUCUGAAGUCACUGGCUUCGAUUGAGGCUGGGCACGGGGAGAAGGGCUCUGAAAGUGCACCCGGGCCCCCCUCGUCCGCAGACAGAGUGAACACAGCUUUGCAGCGAGCUCAGAUGAAGGUCUGCAGUCUGUCUCAUCAAAGAGUGGGGCGCAGCCUGAUAAAGUCCAAGGAUCUGUUGAAGCAGAGGUACUUCUUUGCGAAAGCCGGCUACCCUCUGAGGAGGUCUCAGUCUUUACCAACCACUCUGUUGAGCCCAGUAAGAGUUGUAUCCUCUGUCAACGUCCGGCUGUCCCCAGGAAAGGAGACCAGGUGCAGUCCCCCCUCCUUCACCUACAAGUACACACCUGAAGAGGAGCAGGAGUUAGGAAAGGAGGUGGCCGAGCCUGAUGGCCAGUCCUUAGUCAAAUCCACUAUUUUCAUCUCCCCGUCAUCUGCGAGGAAGGAGGCAGCGUGUCCGAGCGAGCUGACCCGCUUGGAGGAGUGCCGUCCCCGAAGGACUCCGGCCCCCGCGUCCCAGUCCACCUGUUCCCUGCACUCCGUGCGCUCCGAGUGGCCGGAGAGGCCCCUGUGCGAGCACACGCGGACUCUGAGCACUCACAGUGUUCCCAGCGUGUCUGGCGCCGCCUGCAGUGCCUUCGCCGCCCCUUUCGGGUGUCCUCACUCGCACAGACCCGCUGCCUACCCCUACCGGGCGUGCCCCGUGAACCCCCCUUCCGCCGUCGAAAUGCAGCUGCGAAGAGUACUGCACGAUAUUAGAAACUCGCUGCAGAAUCUUUCACAGUACCCUAUGACGAGAGGAUCUGAUCUUGCUGCUGCUCCAUAUAGUACCCAGAAAUCAUCUGUUCUACCUCUAUAUGAAAAUACUUUUCAGGAGCUCCAGGUAAUGAGGCGGAGCCUGAAUUUAUUUAGAACGCAAAUGAUGGAUUUAGAGUUGGCAAUGCUGCGUCAGCAAACCAUGGUUUAUCAUCAUAUGACCGAGGAGGAAAGGUAUGAAGUGGAUCAGCUUCAGAGUUUGAGAAAUUCUGUGCGAAUGGAACUUCAAGACCUGGAACUGCAGCUGGAGGAGCGCCUGCUGGCCCUGGAGGAGCAGUUCCGUGUCGUGCGCAUGCCUUCUCCCUUCCGUUCCUCAGCUCUUAUGGGAAUGUGUGGCAGUAGGAGCGCUGAUAACUUGUCAUGCCCUUCUCCAUUGAAUGUAAUGGAACCAGUCACUGAACUCAUGCGGGAACAGUCCUAUCUGAAGUCCGAAUUGGGCAUGGGACUUGGAGAAAUGGGAUUUGAAAUUCCUCCUGGAGAAAGCUCAGAAUCGGUUUUCUCCCAAGCGACAUCAGAGUCCUCUUCAGUAUGUUCUGGUCCCUCCCAUGCUAAUAGAAGAACUGGAGUACCUUCUAGUGAUUUAGUGGGCAAACCUAAGACUCAUUUGGUACCAAGCAAGAAAGUAUUCCGAGCAUCAGUGGCCCUGACACCCACUGCUCCUUCUAGAACGGGCUCUGUGCAGACACCUCCAGAUGUGGAAAGCUCUGAGGAAGUUGGAGCAGCUGAAGAAGCCUCGGAAUUUGUAGGACCCAAAUCUGAAGUGGAAGAAGGGAAUGGAAAAGUCCCAUUAAUGACAGCUGCUGAGGAAAUGCAUAAAAAUGUGGAGCAAGAUGAGUUGCAGCAAGUCAUACGGGAGAUUAAGGAGUCUAUUGUUGGCGAAAUCAGACGGGAAAUUGUAAGUGGACUUUUGGCAGCAGUAUCUUCAAGUAAAGCAUCUAAUUCUAAGCAAGACAGUCAUUAAAUGGGAUUUCUAGGUUGGUAUGGAUCUUAUUGGCUAUGCGGUGUUGGAGUUACCAAUGACAUACACUGGUGGAGGUGUUAUUUGUGCUUCAGAAGAUACUUGCUGCUGAGCUGGGCUACUGUAUACCGUGUACAAUGUUUAUUUCUUCUAUGCAUAUCUUUUUAAAAAACAUACAUAGAAACUUAGGCACUUUGCUGACUGUAUUUCUUUUCUAAACUACCAAAACUGUAGCCAUUUGAAAAGCCUAAUAUUUAUUUGUAUGUCAAUAUUUUCCAAUUCAUUCCCUACAUAGAAUUAAUUUUAAAACUUGAAAACGUCCAGACUUAACCAACUUAUAAAUAACAUAUUUCUUCAGACUAGCUUCUUAAAACACUGACCUCUAUGAGGUAUUUACUGUGCAAUAACUGAUUCAUUUUUUGAGAGCUUGAAGCAACCAAUGAUUUUCCCUCCACUGCUGUUAAUUAGUGUCACUUCCAAGAAGAAAAAUUGUUCUGUUGUAAAAAUUGCUCUUAAUUCUUGAGGAGGUUUACUAAUAGCAGUAGGAUAGAAUUGUAUGAGGUUACCUACAACUACUUAAUGUUCUUACACUGUAAGCAUUGUUACUUUACCAAGAUAAAUGUAAUUUUAUUAUAGCUUAUUUUUCUUUUGGAAACAUGCCUUACAUUAAACACUAUACUUUUUGCGUUGUCCAGACUUCUUAUAUUAUAAGGAGAUGUUUCUUCUUCUGUCUUUUAGACUGAAUAGUAGAGUAUUGCCAAAAUAAUGGGACCUCUGACUUGAAUGGAUAGAAAUGAAUAAGCUGGUUUUGGUUUUCAAAAUGGAAGUAAUCUAGAUUUGUUCUCCUCACAAUAAAUGGUUUUAAAUCAGUUUUAACUAGUGAGAACUGUUUGUUUGCAGGGGGGAAGAAAAGGAAGGUGGUUUCCUGUUGGUUUGUAUGUAUUAAAUGUGUAAAGUAACAACCAAAUUUAUUAGAAUUAUUCCUUUAGCAUUUAUGAUUUUCAACUCUUAUUAUAUUUCUUUGUGUGAAAUUUUAAUCAAAAGUGGUUGAGAUGUUCUUUGAAAGAACAUCUAAAAGGUUUAUAAAUGUUUGAAUUAUCACACAAAGGCUGAUUUCUAAAAAUAAAACAAUAAAGUAUUUAUUUUGCCUAA